CUAGAAAAUUGGUUGAAAAAUGCUUGGAAAAACAGCAAAACAGCGAAAGCUAACCAAAGGUGACAGUGCGUGAAAUUUCAGUUAUAAAAUGCAAAUGGAGUGGACUCUACACAGUUAGUCGAAAAUCAGAGCUACAACUCUCUACAAUUGGAUAACUAAAAUAAUAAUAUUGAUAUAUGAUGGCCCACAAAUCCAACUGCCUGCUGCUAUUUGCUGCCCUGUUUGUGAUUGCUGCUGGCCAGUAUUAUACGCCAUAUAAUCCCUACAAUACCCCGAGUCCAACAUUCUCGAGCUUAACAGGAUAUUAUUAUACGACGCCUCCUCCUCCUUACUACAACCCCAACAAUCCCUACUACAAUGAUAUGCAAAUACGCAUCUGGCCCUAUGUCAUUGGGCAGUAUUUGUAUCCUUCUUAUUAUAAUAAUUACAAUUUGAAUCCAUAUGCCUAUCCAAAUAACUUGGGCAAGAAGUAGUAAAAAAAAAGAAGAAAUUUGUUUUCAGUUAAGUUUGUAUUUAAUGUGAAACUGUCAAAGAACAUUUUCCGAUCAUUGGCUUGGACCGUUAAA
Molecule: messenger RNA, 566 nt
Organism: Drosophila grimshawi
Lineage: Eukaryota; Metazoa; Arthropoda; Insecta; Diptera; Drosophilidae
Exons: 2
Coding region: 177-473 (98 amino acids)
Source: RefSeq, a predicted model, not a curated record